Messenger RNA from Paramuricea clavata, 6084 nucleotides. The record is from the annotation of a GenBank genome assembly. NCBI's taxonomy places the organism in Eukaryota, Metazoa, Cnidaria, Anthozoa, Malacalcyonacea, Plexauridae.
AUGAAUGACAACGCCAAAAAUUUAUUGAGGGCAUGUGCAGAGAAUCUGUUAAAUGCAGUUAAUCGUCUGGAAAAUUCCCAGACACCCAGUCGAGGUGAGACACCCAGUCGAGGUCGGACACCCAGUCAAGGUCAGACACCCAGUCAAACACAGACACCCAGUCAAGGUCAGACACCCAGUCAAACACAGACACUCAGUCGAGGUCAGACACCCAGUCAAACACAGACACCCAGUCAAGGUCGGACACCCAGUCAAACACAGACACCCAGUCAAGGUCAGACACCCAGUCAAACACAGACAUCCAGUCAAGGUCAGACAUUAAGUCUUAUACCUACUCCAAGAAGAACAGCUGCUGAGGAGCACAGGGGUUUGUUUGGUUACAGACCUCCAAGUGCAAGGGUCGGUAAAACCAAACCACCCCCAAAAAGAAGAAUGGUGAUAACAUCAACUGGAGCACAAAUAUCUGUGCCAAUACGAAAUACAUGGUCCCGUACGUUUAUGUGUUUAACAAAACGAAAUGCAGUCACUCCACCUUCAACAAUGGACAAAAUGAACAUGGCUCUUGCAGGUUUGGAGGAACAAACCAUUACUUUUACAAAAAGUGGGAACAGUGAUCAUGUUCACCAGAAAAUCUUAGAGGCUUUCCCAAUGUUGGCUGAAGUGGGUGGUUAUGAAAUAUUAAGGACAGGGGAGAGAAGUUCACGCCAAUUAAUGGUCAUUUCUAUCCCCCCUGGUGGGUACACUGUCCAGUAUUCGAAGUCGACAAUCGCAUCAGCGAAAGGCUAUAUAAGACCUCUGCAAAGGGACAUUGUUUUAAAGCCAGUAACAUUAACAGAUCCAGAUCAGAGCCAGGUGGGUGAUAAACUGUCAUAAAUAACUACAGUGUAUAUAAAUAAGCUUCAUUGUAGUUUUCAGCUAUUGAUACAAAAUAUGAUUGAACCUGUUUUCAACAAAGCUGUUCUGUUUGUUUCAGAUUUCUAUGAGCCUGAAAGUAGCAUGUGUCAAUUGUCACCAGGACAUAGCGAUGGACACAAUGCGUUCACACCUGGAAAUAUGUGGAGGAGGGAGUUCAAUAGAUUAUGAUGAAAUAACUGUUACUAGGUAAAAUUGGGUACUGUAUUCCCUUUAGUUAACCCCCUCUCAAAUAAGCACCUGUGUAAUAAGGUACGUGUUUCUCAUAAGGAAUGAAUUAAUUACCCCCCCCCCUCUACUUUAGCACAAAACGUCUUUGGUUUGAUCAGAUUUAAUGUCAAUUUCAAAGGAGGUUGCAAUUCACCCGGUUGGCGUACGCAUUAGUGACAUGCAAAGAUAGUUUGUUCUAAGCUGGGAUAUUAACAGUUUAAAUCUAUCUCUUUUUUGUUAAAUAGUAGAAUUUGUAUAUUUGUCAUUUUAUGAAUUGAUAAAUAAGCACCCCUUUUCUUAUAAGCCCCCCUUUUCUUAUAAGCCCCCCCUCUAAUAACUCCCCUCCCUGAUUUACUGUAAUACUUAUAUAUUGUUUUCCUUCUGUACUGUUGUUGCACAGUAUAUACUGAAAUAAAUUACUGUAUAUGGGAAGCAUGAGUACCCAAUAUUAGGUACUUAACCAGGUAUCCGGAUUCAUUUUUCCUUAUCCGUAUACUGCUAUCUGAUACCAUCCAGGUUUCUGGGAGAACAGUAUCAAACACAUUCCUAUUAAUUUCACAUAUUUUUUCAAAAGUUUUUUAAUGUAAAGUACCGUAAUGCAGUUAAUUGACUAUGUAAAUUUCACUUAGUUGGACAUUGUUAUAUUUUAGUGACUGUGAAGAUCUGGAAAGUGAUGAGAUAAAUUUGGAAGCAGGAGGUAUGCUGGCAUAUGAAGGAUAUAAAUAAUUUCAAAAAUAUAUAUGUAGUGGAAGGUUUGGCCAAUGUACCAUUUAGAUAGCUAGAAGUAUACAGUAUACAUAAAUUAAAUUUACAUCUGGUUAAGGUAUUGUUACACGAGGCAAUUGUUGCUUCAACGUGCAAAGCAGAUGGAAUUUGCUCUCUUGUCAACAUUUAUCUCCGUAUUUCUGUAACAUUUUGCUUCUUAAAUGCAUGUUGUGUAAAGGUUUCAAGAUAGUAGAAACAGAAACGGAUGUUUAGAUUUUGCUCUGGUGGGGUGCAGAAAAUUUAGGGAGGAGGUGAGAGACGGGGUGCAUAGCGGCGGCAAACGAGCUGUAGGGGUAAAUGCUGUUACUGGGGGGGGAGGGGGAAAAGCCCCCAGGAGAUUUUUAGUCUUAUUUAGUUCAAAAUCCCUGUUUUUUGGUUGUAUUUAGUUCAAAAUCUUUGUCUUACUUAGUUCACACUACUGUCAUUUAAUUUAUGUUUUUUUUUUGGGGGGGGGAGGGGGUGCUGCAGAUUUCUCUAGGUGGGGUGGGAAAACUUUUUGGGGUGCCAACUAUUUUUGGGGGGUGCGCACCCCCAUAAAAUCUGUCCCUUAGUAGAAAUCAGACUGUGCUGACUAUUUCACUGUGACUGCUAUUAUAACAUCUGUCUAUGCUAGAAUUGCCUUUGCAACUUCUUACUCGUACCCAGUCUUACAAAUAAGGAUUUAAAAAAUAAUGGUGCAUCACACACCUCAGUUCACUGAUCUAUAUAAAUCAUAAUUGAUAACUGAGUACGAGUCAGUUGCAACUUGUUGUAAAAAUUGCCUUGUGCAUGUAACAUUUCCUUUACUUAAUCCAUUAUUUCAUGUAAUUUUGUUUGCUUUGUAACUUUUACUAUUGACACAUUUUAAUAAUUACUGUUACUGAUACCAUUGUCCCGGGAAAUUUGACCCUCCCCCCAAAAAAAUCCCCCCCCCCUGGGCCAAAUAUCCUCGGGGGUCAUAUUGCCCCCUCGGUGGCCCCACUCCCUAGGAUAUUUGGCUGGGUGAUUUCGGGGGGGGGGGGAAAUUUCCUGUGACACCGGAAAAACUUGCCAUAAAGGCACGAAGUCUCUACAUCAAGUCUGUAAAUUGUUUUGCAUUUUUUAAGCUUUGAGUCAACUGCAGACUAUUUUCUCCAACUUACCACCUGAGGAGGUUAGACAGGCAAUGGAAAAUGCGGAUGGAUGCAUUGAAGCAGCAACGGCUACGUUGCUAGGUGGGAGUGGUAAGUAUACCAUAAAGGCAAAAAAGAUUUUUUAAUUUUUACUUACUGUUACACACACACAUACACACACACAUAUAUAUAUGUGUGUGUGUGUGUAUCUCCCCGGGGAGGGGCACUCAGGUUUAAGUGAUUUCUUAGUGCAGGUUAUUGACAUUACGAAUGUUAAUAACCCCACUGAGAGGGAGAGCUUUUGGAUCAAAAAACUUAAUUGUUAUGUGCCAUGUGGGCUUAAUUUAAGGAAGGAGAUUUAAUUUAUGCUUAUGCAAAUUGUAGUAGAGUAUUUAAGUGAGAGACGGAGAUGAUUUAGUGUUAUUCUGAUGAAGGGGCUUGUCCCCGAAAAGUGAUCGAUAUCGUAUAGAUAGAGCAUGUAUAUAGUUUGUUUUACCUCAAAAAGGUUGCCAUAACAGCCCGUUUCAUCCAAGAAGAAUGAUAAGAGCCGCCUGAUUCCUCAUGGAUGAAACAGGCUGUUGUGGCAACCUUGUGUCCUGUAACCUUAAGAGAGGAUUGAUGAAAUUUCUUCUUAAUUCUUGUUAAAAUCUAUUAAAAACAUUGUCUUAAUACGUAAAUAUUUACAAUUUUUCCUGUUGCAAAGGAGUCAAUUCAAGGGGUGUGCACGAGUGUAGCAAAUGUUACUGCAGUAUCUCAUUAUGUAUAUCAUAUCUGACCUUCUGUAGCUCCAAGUGAAAAGGGAACGCUUGUUAAUCUCCUUGUAUUGAUUUAGAUGAUGAUCUUAUAAUGUCCAUUUCUGGUAUUGCUCCCGCGACAACGACUAGCAAAGAUAGCGCAGAAAGUCAAGGUUGCACCUUACAUGCACUGAGAAAAAAUGUCAUUGAUGAAUCGGUAGUGCAGCGAUUCGUUGUUUCACGAGAAGAGGGCACGGAGGAAUUAAAGAGGGACAUAAUGGGCUAUUAUAAAGAUAAGACGUGUAAACUAACAGCGAAACCACGUGUAAGAUUUGAGGGCGAAGAGGGUGUGGGAAGUGGCCCGGUUCGAGAGUUCUUCCUAUGUGCCAUGAAGCUUGUGCACGAAGGAAUUGGUGGAACAGGAAAGCCAAUACUCUUUUUCGAAGGAGAAGAAGAUCACAAACUUCCGACCCAUGAUCAAUCGGCGAGGUCAACUGGUGCAUUCAAAGCCAUUGGAAGAAUCAUUGGGCAUUCUGUAUUACACGGGGGCCCCUUGCUUUAUGGCCUUUCGCCAGUGGUGAAGAGAUACUGGGCUGCAUCAGCAUCAGAUGGUUGCGACGGUUAUGACGCGGAAACUAUUCUUUCAAGUAUAACUUUAGAAGACAUACCUGACAUAGACCUCCGGGGAUAUAUAUCGCAAGUAAGUAUCAUCGCUUUGUUCUAUUAGCAUUAUCUUUCUCGCCUAUGUGGCAUAUACAUGAUACGUUUUCCUCUAUACCUUUAUUUUUAGUGAAAUUCGUACCAGUUAUGGAGCUUUUACGAAGAGUAAAACAAGUUUACUGCACUAAUUACCAUUUGCAAUACAUCUUAAAUACCACUGUUAUUUGUAGCUUGAAGAUGUUGCCCCAGAUGUUAGAAUCCCCGAAACAACUAAAGGAAGAUCUCACACCAUAUGUAAUUGAGUCGGGUCUGGAUAUUGAUCUUCUAAAUUCUGAUCGAAAGCUAAUUGCCCAAGGACUGAUGAUGUAUCAGGUUAUUGAUAAGCGAAAGCAAGAACUAGACGACAUAUUGAAGGGUAAGCACAAUGUUGUCACGAAAAUACAAGCGAAGGCUCGAAAAAAAACAUUGCUCUUCCACAAUGUACUAAAGUACACUGUGGAAGACCAAUGUUUUAUUUCGAGCCUUCGCUCGCGGGAAGUGGUACAACAAGAGUAGUACUUGGAUAACCUACCCGGAAUUAAUGUCUCCGUUUUUUCGCUGUUAACCCAUUAAGCAGCAAUGCGCUCAAAUGCGCCCUAUUUUAUUCUUUUACUCUGUCUAACGCCAGACGGUUUUUCUCGUCAGGAGGAGAUUUCGCACUCUAAUGGGUUAAACGAUUUUUCAAUCUUAUCUGACCUUAAAACCCCAAUUAAUGAAAAGCAAAACAUGAAUGUAUAACCCAAGUGGUCUAUAAUACAGUUUAUAUCUCAUUUGCGUCGGUUUUCUUUGUUCGUACGAGGUUUAUAACUAGCUUAUAUACCUUGAAUAAAUGAUUAGAUGAAACUUGUAGACAAAACGCGAGAAUUUUUCAUCAAAAAUUUUUGAAAAUGACAAAAUAUGUUGGAAAACCUCCGCAAAUGAGAUAUAAGUUAGUUAUAAACCUCGAAAGUCGGUUUAUAACUCUAACAUAAGUCAAUUUUGAUAUGUUACAGGACCCUAUGUCUGCCAUGUUGGGUUAUUCCAGACUUCCAGAGUGAAAACCGCUCUGGAAAGGCCAGUUUAUAUGUUCUGGUGACAUUAACUUACUGUGGCGAACAUUUUGUGUCGUUACAUGUUUAGGUAUGAAAGAAGUCCAGUUGCAUUCUUGUCUGGCAUGCUGUACGGUUGAUGUACUAGAAAGUAUUUUUCCAACACAUGACAAACAAUUCAUCACAUUUGAUGAAGUGAAGUCUGUGUCGGUUUUCGAAGAGACUGAAGGUCACGAAAAUACAAUUUCCUUCUGGUUUCAAUAUCUGUCAGAUCUUGCAAAAUAUGAAUCAGGUAUCGUCAUGGUCACAAAUUAUUACAGGUUUAUAAGGCCUGUUUUGUACAAUUUUGCAUGCACGUAUGUGUAAAAAAAUGAAAUAAUUUUAAAAAAUGAUGAAUAUUCUUACAUAUAUAUAGGAAAACCUACCUUGACUGAUAUGUGUUGUUUUUGGACGGCCACAAAUAUCUUGCCACCAAGAAGUUGUUCGCUACAAGUGAAGUUUGACGAUGGCACCGGUAAAUUACCGUACGCGGAAACUUGUUUUUACUCACUCACCCUCCCUACGAUGCAUAAAACGUAUGCAAUGUUCAAGAAAUAUAUGGACAUAGCGCUGCUGCAUGGUUCACUUGGAAUAGACCAUUCAUGA